Messenger RNA from Salvia hispanica, 2203 nucleotides. RefSeq lists its product as uncharacterized. Gene Ontology annotation, biological process: protein phosphorylation. NCBI's taxonomy places the organism in Eukaryota, Viridiplantae, Streptophyta, Magnoliopsida, Lamiales, Lamiaceae. Gene Ontology annotation, molecular function: protein kinase activity; ATP binding; polysaccharide binding. The record is from RefSeq and is a predicted model, not a curated record.
AUGAUGAAAUGUUUUCCAUAUGUGUUGAUUUUAAUAGUAGUAUGUUGUGAUGCAAAGUGCAGCCCUUCUUCAUGUGGCAUCCUCAGCAACAUUAGCUCCCCUUUCCGCCUCAAAGGCGACCCCAAAAGCUGCGGCGACCGCAGAUUUGAAUUACGCUGCAAAAAUAAUGUGGCCUACAUCUCUUCUAACUCUAACUACUAUGUCAAAGCAAUCGACCACAAAAACUCCACCAUCAGGCUUGUUGAUGCGUCCAUUGUUAACGACAACAUCUGCUCGUUCCCUGUUGUUUCUCCAAAUGCCUUUAGCAUCUUCAAUAGCCACGAUCCCUUUCCUUACCGAGUUUCGCCAACAAUAAACCCUAUUAAUUUUUUUAGCUGCCCAAAUCCUUUGAAGAAUUCUUCCCUCUUCACAGAUGUUACUACUCAUUGUGCCUCUAGUUCUUCACCCCAUCUUCGUAAUACUAAUAUGUAUGCUUAUAUCAAGGUCGGACACAUGAAUGCCUCUGAGCUGCCACAAUUGUGCACACUAGAUCUUGUAGUGAUGACAUCAUGGCCGGAGUUUAAAGACUUGAACAAUGUUUCGUUGUCUGAAAUCCACCAAUCUCUCUUGUACGGAUUUGAACUUGUCUUCUGCUCCGAGUGUAGCAUGCUCACAAUUCAUGAAUCCUUCUUAUUUGGCAUUCUCCCGAUUCUUCUGAUAAUUGCAGGUCUGUUAUGUGCAGUGGUAAGCCCUCCUGUAUUCACCAUCUUUGGAUUCGCAGCUGUAUCAUUGCUCUUCUAUUAUACACCAUCUAUCUUUUUCACCGUGAUUCAACCGGUCAGAGUCGUCGGAUCAGGUUCUUAUACUUAUCUACUGCCUGGUGCACUCGAUUUUUAUGCGGCCAGAUUACGGACUUAUCUACUGCCUGCCUUUAUCUUAAGCACCAUCAUUUGUGCAUCAAGGGUCUUCACCUUCCCGUUGGUGGUGCGGCUUUUGAUUUACAAAUUCCGCACAAGGCGUCUCUCCUUAUAUGAAGAUAUAGAAUCAUUUCUACAAAGUGACGACAAACUCGCCCCAAUUAGGUACUCCUAUACGGACCUCAAAAAAAUGACCAAAGGUUUUCGAGAUAAACUAGGUCAAGGAGGUUACGGUUCAGUUUACAAAGGCAAGCUCCGUAGCGGACAUGAUGUUGCAGUAAAACUCUUGGGGAAAUCGGGAGGAAAAGAGCAUGACUUCAUGAAUGAAAUCGCAACUAUUGGAAGGAUACACCAUGUCAACGUCAUCAAAUUGGUUGGAUAUUGUGCGCAUGGCUCCAAACUUGCCCUUGUCUUCGAUUUCAUGUCCAAUGGAUCUCUUGAAAAGUACCUCUUCAAUCGAGAAAACAUGAAGCCCUUGAAUUGGGACACAAAGUUUGAGAUUGCAGUUGGAGUUGCUCGUGGGAUUGAGUAUUUGCAUCGAGGUUGUAACAUCCAGAUUCUGCAUUUCGACAUCAAGCCUCAUAAUAUACUCUUGGAUGAUAAAUUCACACCCAAAAUAUCUGAUUUCGGGCUAGCAAAGUUUUGCUCUACGGGUAAAGAUACAGUGACCUUGACUACAGCUAGAGGAACUAUAGGGUAUGUCGCUCCUGAAUUGAUCAACAGAAGUAUUGGGGCAGUCUCUUACAAGGCUGAUGUGUAUAGUUUCGGGAUGAUGUUAAUUGAUAUGGUGGGGUUGAAGAGAGACUUGAGAGGAAAUAAUGAUCAUUCCAGCCAGUAUUUUCCAUAUUAGAUAUAUGAUUGUUUCGAGCAAGGCAAUGAUAUUAAAAUUGAAGAAGCAGAGUGUGACGAUGAGAAUGAGAAUAGAAAGAUUAUUGUUAAAAAGAUGACCAUAGUUGCAUUGUGGUGUAUACUGAUGAGUCCAGAUGAUCGCCCAUCAAUGAAUAUGGUAUUAGAGAUGCUGGGAGGUGAUGUUGAACGUUUGCAAAUUCCUUCUCAAUCGACUCAAAUUGGAGUGGGUUUUGAGCAAACGGAAAUUACAUGUUCCUCUGAUUCUGUUUCCUUGCUUCAACAUGUUGAUGCUUCGAUCUAUACUGUCGAGACUCAAGUGUGAACAACAAUCAUGGGUUUACAAAUGAAUGGCUUUGCUUAAAAGGUUUGAUUUGUGUAUUAUUCUAGGCAAAACAAAUCUAGCUGUCUUAAUAGUCCACCAACUUUUAUUUAUUGAAUCUCAUGAGUUUGUUAACUAA